Messenger RNA from Helianthus annuus (common sunflower), 2189 nucleotides. Its product is annotated as acyl-coenzyme A oxidase 4, peroxisomal. The record is from RefSeq and is a predicted model, not a curated record. Lineage: Eukaryota; Viridiplantae; Streptophyta; Magnoliopsida; Asterales; Asteraceae. Gene Ontology annotation, biological process: fatty acid beta-oxidation. Gene Ontology annotation, molecular function: flavin adenine dinucleotide binding; acyl-CoA dehydrogenase activity. The coding region runs from base 751 to 2073 and encodes 440 amino acids. The transcript has 15 exons. Gene Ontology annotation, cellular component: peroxisome.
AAACACCGACUAUUUCUCUGAUUUCUCUUAUAUACAUGUCCUGGCUAAGAAGAUUGUGAAGACUAAAAAGCAAAAACGUGGUCAAACACAACAAUUCUCAACAAAAUCAAUUCUCUAUUGAUGCGCGAUCUGAAAUCCAAAACAAUUCAGAGAUAUACCGAACCGGUAGCACUAAGGUCAACGUCAUCUGCAGCGGUACGGCGGACGGCAACGUGACGGAGAUCCGUGGAUUAAAUCGCUGCGAAUCUUCAGAUCCAGAUCCGGAUCCGACGGAUUGAUGUGAGUUUCUUCAUCGUCUUCCAUAUCGGAAACUAACAGAUCUGGUAGCCGCCGGCAAUUUAAUCGAAAACCUAACCGAUCUGGUGAUCGGAGAUUUAAUAAAUAUAGAAAACCGAACGGAUCUGGUGGCCAGAGACUGGAUAAGAAACGGAAAACUAACGGAUUUGUGAUCGGAGAUUUGAUAAUAGACGGUAACGUAACGGAUCUGUGGCCGGAGAUUUGAUAAGUGACGAAAGCUUUUGAUUCUGAACGAAGAGGACAGCAUGAGAAAUGAAUGCGCUUUGGGUGACUAAUGAAGUAUUAUCGUGCCACAAGCAGAACCAUCCGAUCAUUUCCAUCUCCAUUAGGCAAUAAUGUCUAUACACCAUUUCAGGAUGAAACCCGUCGAUGAGGACGAGGCUCUAUCUUCUGAAACCCAUACUAUAAAAAAACUGAAAACUCUCUCUCAUACGCAUCCUCCAAUCGAUCACCAUGCCUGCUCAAUCAUCCAAACCCCAAGAUGACCAGAACAAGGAUUCGAAGAGUAGGUAUUUUAAUCAUCCAGCACUGGAUGUCUCCAAGGCGUUCCCUCAAGCAACACCAGCUUCAACCUUUCCACCUUGCACUUCGGAUUACUAUCAGUUUGCUGACUUAUUGACUCCUGAGGAGCAAGCUCUAAGACUGAAAGUAAGAGAGUGUGUCGAGAGAGAUGUUGCUCCGAUAAUGACUAAGUACUGGGAGAAGGCUGAAUUUCCAUUCGAAAUUGUUCCAAAGCUUGGUGCUCUGAAUAUAGCUGGUGGAACCAUCAAGGGUUAUGGAUGUCCGGGCCUGUCUGUCACGGCAAACGCUUUAGCUACAGCAGAAAUAGCCAGAGUUGAUGCAAGUUGCUCUACUUUCAUAUUAGUGCACUCUUCUUUGGCAAUGCUCACUAUAUCUCUGUGCGGAUCAGAAGUACAAAAACAGAAGUAUUUGCCUUCAUUGGCUAAGCUUGACACAAUAGCUUGUUGGGGUUUGACGGAACCCGACUAUGGAAGUGACGCAAGUGGCCUUAGAACAACAGCAACAAAGGUGGAAGGAGGUUGGGUCAUUGAAGGCCAAAAACGAUGGAUCGGAAACAGCACUUUUGCAGAUAUUUUGGUCAUUUUUGCUAAAAACAAAGACACAAACCAGAUAAAUGGAUUCAUUGUAAAGAAGAAUGCACCGGGGUUACAAGCUACCAAGAUAGAAAACAAAAUUGGGCUCAGAAUGGUUCAAAAUGGAGAUAUUCUUCUACAAAAAGUGUUUGUCCCUGAUGAAGACAGGUUACCUGGGGUCAACUCUUUUCAAGAUACUAGCAAGGUGCUUGCUGUUUCCCGUGUCAUGGUUGCCUGGCAACCUAUUGGCAUUGUAAUGGGUGUCUACGACAUGUGCCAUAGAUACAUGCAAGAGAGAAAACAGUUCGGGGCCCCUUUGGCGGCAUUCCAAAUAAACCAACAGAAGCUUGUACAAAUGUUGGCCAAUGUUCAGGCAAUGUUUCUCAUGGGUUGGCGCCUUUGCAAGUUGUAUGAGAGUGGUAAAAUGACUCCUGGUCAGGCCAGCUUGGGCAAGUCGUGGAUCACACUGAGGGCUAGGGAGACAGUUGCACUCGGUCGAGAGUUACUUGGUGGGAAUGGAAUAAUAUCCGAUUUUCUAGUCGCCAAGGCUUUUAAUGAUUUGGAGCCAAUCUACACGUAUGAAGGAACGUACGACAUUAACACCCUGGUCACUGGUCGGGAAGUUACUGGUAUUGCCAGUUUCAAGCCUGUUACAAAGACAACCCGAACCAGCCGCUUGUGAUUCGUGUUUCCCGUUUGAAGAAAUUGUUUGUUGUCUAGUGUAUCAUUAUCUGUAAUAAAUAAAUUGUGAAACUUUGGAUAAACAUGAUAAAUAAAGACACUUAUUUAGUCUUGCUA